Molecule: messenger RNA, 4657 nt
Organism: Xiphophorus hellerii (green swordtail)
Lineage: Eukaryota; Metazoa; Chordata; Actinopteri; Cyprinodontiformes; Poeciliidae
Gene: katna1
Product: katanin p60 (ATPase containing) subunit A 1
Exons: 10
Coding region: 1904-3385 (493 amino acids)
Biological process (GO): microtubule severing
Cellular component (GO): microtubule cytoskeleton
Molecular function (GO): microtubule severing ATPase activity; ATP binding; ATP hydrolysis activity
Source: RefSeq, a predicted model, not a curated record
GUACUGUGACUGACUUCCGUGAUGAAGUGAGCCGUAAACGUCUCGAGCACUUUAGCCGCUUCAGGGAAGUCCUUCCAACCUCCAGAACGGAGAGGCUGCGCGUCCGUGAGGAAAGUAAAGUAGAAUCUUCUCUCGCAGCAGGUUUGUGGACUUUUUAUGGUUGUUUGGGUCGGUACUCCGCGGGUUUUGUAAAGUAGUUUAGUUUGUAGUGCGGGAGAAGGCUGUUUUGUUUGGUUGUUUUGAAGUGAGCUGCAGUUGGUUGUGAUUAACAUCAAGGCUUCACUCACAGCUUUGCUAGUGUUUCUUCCAGCAGACUGACUGUUCUUCGUGGAGACUUCCCAUCCUGUCUCUGUUGGCUCUGCUCGUAUUUAGCCACAAACACUCCUCUGCUGGGCGAGGCUGGCCUGAGGACACAACUAACCUUGUCCACUUGUCUCUUAGUGUGGAAAAACAGCAGGAAAGUAAGGAUAAAAAUGGAAUAUGCCAAUACUUUUAUGAAUUCUUUGAGGCGUCUACUCACUUUGUAUAAAAAUAAAUAAUGUUUUGUUUAUUAAAAUUAUAGCCACCAAUUUCCUACCCAUCACAAAACCCAUUUAAGUUGACGUUUUUUGGGCAUUUGUUGGUGUGGCCUGGUCCUUCCAGUUGAUUCUUCUCCAGCCCUGAAUGAAACCUUGGAAGGGAGAUUUGGUAACAUCCUAUUCCCUACAUGAGGUCUGAUACAGGUUUAUUGUGAUUAAUGUAAGUAAUUAAUUGGUAAACUCAUGCGAGCGCAUGCUUCUCCCGCAAUAUGUCUUUAAAGAUGAGCUAUAGCUGACAUCUGUCUGAUUCUGUCACAUUUGCUAAUUUUUCCUUUUCUGUCAGAUUUUGUAUACAUACAUCAUGGAAUUUCAUUUGAUAGCCUUGAAAAUGCUAUCCUGAAAUAUAACAGCACAUGUGGUAAAUGUGAACAAAAUCAUGUAGAAUAAAAUAAAUAUAACUUCUAAAAACAUAUUUUGAUGUGUGACUACAUCAUACAUGUUCAAUAUGUCAUUAAAGUCCAGUACUCAAAUUUUCCAACCUUACAUUCACAUGUACCUGCAGCACAUUACAUUUUCUCCUACCUUUAGAUGUUCAUGUUUGAUGGUGGCCACGCCCCCGUUUAUGACGUCACGUCAGUUGCAUCAUGUGACUGGUUCUCCUCCUAAACAAUACUGGUAUCUGUAAGCUUGUUGCAAUUAAGCAAUUACCGGUAAUCAAUUAAUUGUAAUAACGCUUAAUGAUUUCCAUUCUGAUAUAUUUUUUGAAGAGCAGUUUUGUUUAGAGACAUAAUCUAUUUUACUUAAGGUAAAAAACAGUAGUCUGGUUUUUCUUUCUGUUUUUAUAUAAAUAUAAAAAGUUGAUAUUUGAAGUUUAUUUGUCUUUGACAAGGCGUGCCAUUACCAACACAUUAGUUGAAAAUCGUCUCAUGACAACAAUAUUAUUGUUUAUCCCAAGAAUUUCUGAGACAAUUUAAUGUCUGGCAAGAUUGGUUGUUGUGACAGGCCUAGUCACCUGUAGCUCUGCCAUUAAACGUUUUUAGGAUGAAAUACUUUUUACUUAUCCAAGCUCCAAUUUCCAGAUUAUUUCUUAAUUAUACUUUUAUGAAGUUGAGCAUGUUUUUAAAAAGUUAAAAUGUAUGAAAAUUGAGAUUCCUUGAUGUUUAUCUACAUGGUGCUAGGGAUGGAAAGGUUUUCAUUCUGAGGUUUGGAAAGUAUUGUGACUUUGACCCUGUAGCUACUUGUGGAGCUUUCAAUCAGUGCCAUAGCUUUAGGUCAUCCGUGUGUGGGUGGGUGUGUGUGUGCUGUAGAGGACAUCCAUCCAUUAUCAGUAUUCCCUAGCGUGGUCGGGAGGGUCUGUAGAAGACAAUAUAAUAUAAAGUAAGGUGAUGAGCAGCCUCUGCUUCUGCUGCAGCAUGAGUCUACAGGAGAUCAGUGAGAAUGUCAAGCUGGCGCGGGAGUACGCUCUGCUGGGGAACUACAGCUCAGCCAGUGUUCUGUACCACGGCCUGCUGGACCAGAUCAAGAACUACAUGUACACUGUAAGGGACGGCGGCGUUCAUCAGCAAUGGCAGCAGCUGUGGCAAGAAAUCAACGAAGAGAGCCGGCAAGUUCAGGACAUCAUGUCCACUCUGCAGAGCUUUCAGCUGGACACGGCGCCCGCUAAACCCUCCAACCAUGACGACUUUGAAAUGAGGCCGGCACAUGUGGAACCAAGACACUCUCCUGGCCCCGUCAGGCGCUCCAACUUUCAUAAGGAGAGCAAACCCUCCAACCACCGGCUGAGCGCCGCCGUGAGGCCCCACCAGAAGCAGCCCCAGCGGGGGGCCAACGGGGCCGGGGGCCGAGCCUCCAAGGCCAAAGAAAAGAAGGAAGCGAAGGAGGUGAAGGAGGCUGGUGGCAAAGCCAAGGAUGACAAGGAGAAAGAGGUGAAAAAGUUUGACGGUACAGGAUACGACAAAGACCUGGUGGAAGCCCUGGAGAGAGACAUCAUAUCUCAGAACCCCAGUGUGAGAUGGGACGACAUUGCAGAUUUGGAAGACGCCAAGAAACUGUUGAAAGAAGCGGUGGUGCUGCCGAUGUGGAUGCCUGCUUUCUUCAAAGGCAUCAGGAGACCAUGGAAGGGUGUUCUCAUGGUGGGCCCUCCAGGCACGGGGAAGACUCUGCUGGCCAAGGCCGUCGCUACGGAAUGCAGGACUACUUUCUUCAACGUGUCUUCGUCCACGCUGACCUCCAAGUACCGAGGAGAGUCGGAGAAGCUGGUUCGCCUUCUGUUUGAAAUGGCGCGCCACUACGCUCCCACCACCAUCUUCAUCGAUGAAAUCGACUCGAUGUGCAGCCGCAGAGGAACCUCAGAGGAGCAUGAGGCCAGCAGGAGGGUGAAGGCAGAGCUGCUGGUCCAGAUGGAUGGGGUGGGCGGGGCUUCAGAGAACGAUGACCCUUCAAAGAUGGUGAUGGUGCUGGCAGCCACCAACUUCCCCUGGGACAUCGACGAGGCACUGAGGAGGCGGCUGGAGAAGAGGAUCUACAUCCCUCUGCCUUCCAUAAAGGGCCGGGUGGAGCUGCUCCGGAUCAACCUGAAGGAGCUGGAGCUGGCCAGUGACGUAGACCUGGACAAGAUCGCAGAGCAGCUGGAGGGAUACUCAGGAGCUGACAUCACUAACGUGUGCAGAGACGCCUCCCUGAUGGCCAUGAGGCGACGGAUCGAGGGUCUCACCCCGGAGGAAAUCCGGAACCUGUCCAGGGACGAGAUGCACAUGCCAACCACCAUGGAGGACUUUGAGUCGGCUCUGAAGAAAGUCUCCAAAUCCGUGUCAGCUGCUGACCUGGAGAAGUACGCCAGCUGGAUCGAGGAGUUUGGAUCGUGCUGAGAAGAAAGCGAACCGAACGUUUAAAGAUGUUGUAGCUUGAGUUUGGCUGAGCCGUUUGUGUGCAGUCUGAUGUGAGCGGAUGUUUAGAAUGUGAAGUAUUGCUGCGCUUGUUUUGUACAUAACGUUCAGUCUGAAGCGGUAGCAUGCUGCUCUGUAGCAACAACUUCAUGUUGUCGUCUAUCAGGGAGUUAACAGCCAAUCAGAAGUCAUUUACUUACUUUUAAUUACAAUUGAUGUUUUGAGACCAACAUUUCUUUUUUUUGUCUUUUGGACAAUUUACAUUUCUAUAAAAGCAACACUAAAGAUAUUUCUAUAAAUAAAGUCAUUUUUUCCGGCUGUGGCUCUGUGGCUAAUCGUCUUAACGUCAAUUUCAGUUUUCUCCUGCCCCAAGUUGCCUACUCAUCUGCAUAUUUGUGUAUAAAUGUGUGAGCGUUUGUAUGUGAAUGUGACUCUAGUGUAAAGCGCUUUGAGUGGUCAAAAUAAUUGAAAAAGCACAAGUUCAGUCCAUUUACCAUUUAUCUUAACUUCCUGGUUUAGGUUUUAAGGAGAAAAGGAAACAUUUGGUCUUUGACCUUCUUGGACCAGUUGUGAUGCCGUAGUUCUUGCAUUGUGAAAUUUUGCCCAUCUGCCAGAGAUGAUCAUUGUUCAUCCAGUUCAAAGCAGAUGAACUGUCCUGACAGAGACAAUUUUAAGAAAUAUUAAUACAUUGAAGCUGUAAAGGGAGUUCUCAGUAUAACAGGAUCAACAGAACAACAUGUUGGUUUGUAAGGAAAGCAUUUAUUAAGCUAAUGUUCCAACCUCAAAACACAAUCCAGUUACAGUGGAAACAUGUAACACAUGGAUUCAUACAGAUUCAACAAAGCCGUCUCAAAUACGUUUCAUUUUUCAUCAACAUCUCUAAAACUCGCUGCCUGCCAUAAGAGCUGAUCUACAGUCUGCGUGGGGCUGGAGCCGCUUCCAGUGGCGUGGAGUCAUCAUGCAGUUUAGAACGGACUGAUGAAAUGCCACACAUGCAUGUUUUUUUUAUUAAAUAAACGGACAUCAUGCGCUCUGCUGUUUGACUCCAGUCCAGAGUCUUGAUCUCAGCUGAUCUGAGGAGGAAAAACCCGAGUUUCUUCUAAAAAGUGGGACGAGAAUCGACAAGAGUGUUGAUGUUUACAACGGCCGGAUCGAACGGGUGACGAGAAGAAAUGGAUGAUCUGAGGCACUCUAGAUUACAGAAUGUGAUGAAAUCAGCCACAUCUGUCCAGUUUUUACAGGCAAAUACAAAAA